AUGCGAUCCCAUACUUCUCCCAAUGGGAUAGCAGCGACCCCAAACAGCGCCGCCCGCUCCCGCUCUCGAUCACCUAUCGGAUCUUCGCGACAGAGCAAACACCGCCAUCGCGAUGACGAUGAUCACGAUCGCCACCAAAGACAUCGACAUUCCCAUUCGCACUCCCAUCGCCGUACCCAUGACCGACCCUCCAAAUCAGCGAGAGAAUGCGAACCCUCCGCCCCGAUAAUCCUCCCCUUCAAUGCGCGCCAGCUCGGAAAACGCGACCUGCGCGCAUUUGAGCCCAUGUUCGCAAUGUACCUUGAUAUACAAAAGGGUCUUUUACUAGAGGAUCUGAGCGAAGACGAGGUAAAAGGGCGGUGGAAGAGCUUUACUGGGAAAUGGAACCGUGGAGAAUUGGCGGAGGGUUGGUAUGACCCUAGUACAUUGGAGAAGGCGCAAAAGAGUGCUGCGUCUGUCGGACCGAGGGAUUCGCCCAACUAUCAGAGGCCAGUUCAUGAGGCUGGAACAGAACGAUCUCAGACGCAUGGUGAUGAGUACAAUACUGGUGUCGAGGAGGAUGGUGAUGACGAGUAUGGCCCGAUGCCUCACUAUGGACCUGCUGCAGGCCCGACGAUACCAACUAUGCAAGAUCUAGAUUUGCGAAAAGAAUCCGCUAUAGAAGACUCCCUCGCCGAACGCCACGACGCCCGUCGGCAGCGUCGGGCAGAAAUCCGCACCCACAAGGCAGAACUCCGCCACCUGGAAGAAGAGGUCGCACCCCGUGCUGAACCGGGAACACACGAACGAAAGGUAGAAAAGCGCCGCGAAGCCGCCGCGGCUAAUAAGGCUUUUGCUGAAUCUCGACGCGGUGGUUCGCCGGAGGCUGCUCCGGACGAUGAACUUAUGGGUUCUGGGGAGAAUGACCUUGAGGCUAUCAAGUCUGCCCGGGAGAGGGAGCAGCGGAAGAAGAAUGAAAGGGAGAUUCGAAGGGAAGAAAUAUUAAGAGCGCGAACGGCGGAGCGGGAAGAGAGAGUAAAACGAUACAAAGAAAAGGAAGAGGAGACUAUUGGGUGGUUGAAGACCUUGGCAAAGCAAAGGUUUGGUUGA
Molecule: messenger RNA, 1089 nt
Organism: Aspergillus calidoustus
Lineage: Eukaryota; Fungi; Ascomycota; Eurotiomycetes; Eurotiales; Aspergillaceae
Source: the annotation of a GenBank genome assembly